Molecule: messenger RNA, 1233 nt
Organism: Dermacentor andersoni
Lineage: Eukaryota; Metazoa; Arthropoda; Arachnida; Ixodida; Ixodidae
Source: RefSeq, a predicted model, not a curated record
AUGGCCUUCAUACGGUGCAUGAACAACAGGAUCGCGCUGGUGUGCGUCGACUUGGUGUAUAUAUAUGAAACGAAAGACGGUGGUGGCUUUUCCAAAGUACAGCUCGCCAUUCCAGAGGAGACUGGUGAAUAUUCUGGCCAACACAGUGAAGAGGAGGAAGACAGCAAAUCGUCAGGAAAGAAAGACAAGCAGGAGGAACCUGGUUUUUCCUGCGCCAAUUUCUCGCCUUGUUCAACAUACUUCAUGGCAGUAACUCACUCAAAGAGACUCGUCGUCUGGAAGCGGCACAGUCCCGGAAACUGGGAAGCCAUUUUCCAGAGGUGUGUGGUACGCAAAUGUGUUCAGGUCCGGAUGUGCACUACCAAAGACACUAUUCUUGUGGCAGACCGCUCUGGUGAUGUCUAUUCUUUCCACUUUGAUGAUCCGGAAGACUCCAGGGGUGAGGCCAUCAUUGGCCGCCUCUCCAUGGUCCUUGACAUGAUAAUAGGUGAGCUAGACAGCUUCCUGGCAGUCUCGGAUCGGGAUGAGAAGAUCCAAGUGUCAUGCUAUCCAAACUGCUACAACAUUCGUACCUUCUGCCUUGGCCACACACAGUUUGUGACCUGCCUCGCAUUGUUGCCUGGCCCACCAGAGCUCCUGGUUUCUGGCUCUGGAGAUGGCACAAUCCGGACUUGGUGCCCAGAGACCGGUCGGCAGCUGCACCGGUAUGACAUCAGCAUCGAGAAACAGGUGGCAGACUCUGAAGGGAAGGUUGACACAAGGGCGCCUGCCGUGAAACGUAUAGCUGUGCAGCCCAUAGGCACAACCAUGGCCUGCCUCAUUGAUGGGAUUCCAGAAGUGCUUCUGCUAGGCUGGCUGGGCCCCACAGCCGGCUGGAGUCGCCUGCAGACCCUUGCUGUUCCAUGCUCACCUGACGACAUUGCAUUUGACGAAGACAGCCAUCUCUGGGUGGCUCUCGCCAGUCCUCCAUCAGUGCAGCUUUUUGCAGUUUCCUCGGAGUCAAAUGGCUAUACACGUGGAGGACUUUCUAUUGCCAUGAGAGGAACACUACAAGGGCAGAGCACCUUCAGGGAUGUUGGCAGCAACGGGAAGUUCCCGCUGAUCUGCCGUCUGCCGGUGAACUCCCGUGGGCACCGCUUCUCAAGGACGUCAGCUGGACGCUGUGCCAAAGCCUCCAAAGCAAGUGUGCCCAUCCAAAUUGUAUUGUUGUUCUUAUCUGUUACCCAAUGGUAA